Messenger RNA from Magallana angulata, 2006 nucleotides. RefSeq names its product traB domain-containing protein-like. Lineage: Eukaryota; Metazoa; Mollusca; Bivalvia; Ostreida; Ostreidae. The coding region runs from base 161 to 1318 and encodes 385 amino acids. The record is from RefSeq and is a predicted model, not a curated record. The transcript is spliced from 9 exons.
ACACAUUUACUUUCAAUCAAUAUACUUUGCAUGCAUUGUUAUCGUCAAAUUAAUUUGUACACAUUGCCAAAACACAGUGUCAUCACCCCAUAUUGUAAAGUUAUUAAACUGCACCUUGCAUCAUGCUAUCAAAAUAAAAAAAAGUUAAUGAUUGAAACAGAUGUUGAGUGAGCGAGCUGCCACGAUGGCGCAUGUUUAUGUUAUGUCAGUCAAAGAUGGCACAAAGAGAGAUGAACAGACUGAAGGGGAUGGAGGAAACCUUGCAUCUGUUGAACAGAAAGAUGCCUUUAAAGAAGAUCCAUUGUCAGAAAUAGAGGAUGAAUGGAGUGUACACAAUGAAACGUUUGAAACAGUCAGUGGUGAGGAAUCUGACGUGGAGGAUAAUGUCGAACCCUACCCUGUCCGUCAGCGGGAGGAGAAUCCUGACCUCCCGGAGACCUGCACGGUGCUGGAGACGCCCCAGGGCAGCAAAGUGUAUGUUGUGGGGACCGCCCAUUUUAGUACUGAGAGUCUGAACGAUGUCACUAGAGUGAUACAAGCGACACAGCCAGACAUAGUAUCAGUGGAAUUAUGCAUGGACAGAAUCAAAAUACUCCAACUGGACGAGGACACGGUGCUAAGAGAAGCCAAAGACAUGAACUUUCAAAAAGUUAAAGCAAACAUUGCUCAGAACGGACUGGUCCAAGGCUUAUUCAAUGUAAUGUUGUUGAAUAUUUCGGCCCGCCUAACCAAAGAGCUAGGGAUGGCCCCAGGUGGAGAGUUCAGACAAGCUUACAAGGAGGCUAAGAAGAUCCCCCGCUGUAAGCUACACCUGGGUGACCGCCCCAUACACAUCACCCUACAGAGGGCGUUCGCCCUUCUCUCCUGUUGGCAGCUCGUCAAAUUUAUCUGGCAUGCGUGGAACUUUGAUGAACCAAUUAGUAAAGAAGAUGUGGAGAAAUUCAAAGGCAAGGACCUGCUGGAACAACUCCUGGCCGAGAUGACGACUGAGUUUCCCGGCCUCAGUCAGGUUGUGAUCGAGGAACGAGACACGUUUCUAGCUCACUCACUAAAAAUGGCAGCUGAGCCAAUCCAUGCUCCAAAUGAACCAAAAGGUUACAUCCCCACGGUGGUGGUUGGGGUGGUGGGGAUCGGUCACGUGUCCGGAAUCAAGGCCAACUGGGAGAAAGAGAAAUACAACAUCGACCAGAUCAUGGUGAUUCCAGAAGUGUCCAGAGGCAGAAAAGUGAUGAAGUACCUUUUUCGACUAUCAUUCUAUGGAGCUGUUUGUUUUGGUUGUUAUAAAUUUUACCGUGUUGUUGUACCUCUGCUGACAUGACCACGCCCUUUACAGGUCACCAAUGAUUCUAUAGCAAUGAUCAACCAAUGGCAGUUAAACCCAGUCAGCCAAAAGUCACGGCAGAGAUCUCUGGUGUAGGGAUAUAUGGCUGUUCCCGUAAUCUCUCCACUGUUUAAUGGUUACCGUAACCUAAAUUCUUUUCUUUUUUUACACAUAGAUUUACGCAAGUACCUGUAAAUAUAUAAUUAAAGUUUAUAUUCGGGCCAUAUUUCUAGUCAAGUGCAUAUAUGCACUUAAUUACAUUCAUACAAUAUUCAAUUUUCCUGUGGAUUUUGGAGAGAACUGGAUUUUUUGUUCCUUUAUUAUUUAAAUUUACAGCUUGUUGUUGUGUUUUAUAUUUAUACCUGCAUAUUUGUAUAUUUGCUGUUGUUUUUCUCCUUUUAUGUGAAAUUGGUUAUAUGGUUUAAAAUCAAAUAUAUAUCCUAUAUAUAUGUCUUUAUAGAUAUACAGGAAUAUGAUACAAGUGAUUCAAGAAAAAUCUGUUUUUUAAUUUAUAUUUUUUUCCUGAUGAUGUUCAUCUGAUUUAAUCAAAUCCUUUGAGCCUCUUACAAUGAUUGCUACACCUCAUUUGAUCAGAUGUUAUGAAUGAAUGUAGGUCAAAUUCUAUGUAAUAAUCAUUCUACGUCACAAGCAUGUUCAGCAGAGCGGGUGCUUGCUUGGCUCGCAA